AAGAAAAGAAAAGUGGAGCUCCUUUCUGUGGUGUCUGGUUGGAGUAACAGAACCUGUUCCCUCUUGGCAGAGUGUCACUUGGGCAAACUAUAGAUACAGGAAGGAUGUCAUGAUGAAGGUGGAAAUAUAAUUCAACCAUGACAUGACCAAAUCAAUAGAAUUGGUAUUCCAAAAUCCAAAUAUACUUUUGUGCAUGACCUCUAAAGUUGAGUACACCAAUGACUGCACCACAGAAAUGAAGUUGACGCAAAAGAUGAGAUGUACUGUGUGACAUACUCCAAACGUUUGUUAUGGCUGUUUUCGGGGGUUUGGUCAGAACUGCACAUUAAGGGGGGAAUGCACAUUUGGAUCACGUUUGCAGGAAGAUGAGAUCAAACUCUUAGUUGAGUUUGUAAGGUUACAGGCUAAUCAGGGGUGGCCAACCAUGCCAAGUGCUGGGGACUGAUUCUUGCUAGUGGGCAUCAAUGACACAUAGGGUUUCUUAUAUUCUCUCAAGUGUAUGUAUAUCACAAUUUCAACCCUUUUUUUUUUUUUUGAUAUGUAGAGACUAAAGGUUGAAUCCUAAA
Molecule: messenger RNA, 566 nt
Organism: Rubroshorea leprosula
Lineage: Eukaryota; Viridiplantae; Streptophyta; Magnoliopsida; Malvales; Dipterocarpaceae
Source: the annotation of a GenBank genome assembly